Messenger RNA from Scedosporium apiospermum, 1389 nucleotides. RefSeq lists its product as uncharacterized. The record is from RefSeq and is a predicted model, not a curated record. Lineage: Eukaryota; Fungi; Ascomycota; Sordariomycetes; Microascales; Microascaceae. Gene Ontology annotation, biological process: mitotic cell cycle; microtubule nucleation; mitotic spindle organization. The transcript has 7 exons. Bases 1 to 1389 code for a protein of 462 amino acids. Gene Ontology annotation, molecular function: GTP binding; structural constituent of cytoskeleton. Gene Ontology annotation, cellular component: gamma-tubulin complex; nucleus; spindle.
AUGCCCAGAGAAAUAAUCACUGUCCAGGCUGGGCAAUGCGGUAACAGCAUUGGAAGCCAGUUCUGGCAGCAGCUCUGUCAAGAGCACGGAAUCAACCAAGAUGGUAAUCUCGAGGACUUUGCGACCGAAGGCGGCGACAGGAAGGACGUUUUCUACUACCAGAGCGACGAUACGCGAUACAUUCCCCGCGCAAUAUUAAUAGACCUGGAGCCUCGAGUCCUAAACGGUAUCCAAACGGGUCCAUACAAAAACAUCUACAACCCAGAAAACUUCUAUGUUGGCAAGGAUGGUGUAGGUGCGGCGAAUAACUGGGGUGAUGGAUACCAGACGGGAGAGUCGGUGUAUGAGGAUAUAAUGGAGAUGAUCGACCGCGAAGCAGACGGCAGCGACUCCUUGGAGGGAUUCAUGAUGCUACACUCCAUUGCCGGGGGUACCGGUUCGGGUCUCGGUUCCUUCUUACUAGAACGACUCAACGACAGGUUUCCCAAGAAGAUUGUCCAAACAUAUUCCGUGUUUCCCGACACGACAAACGCAGGCGAUGUCGUGGUGCAUCCAUACAACAGUGUUCUCACACUCAGAAGACUGACCCAGAAUGCCGAUUCUGUUGUUGUCCUCGACAAUGGUGCCUUGUCACAUAUAGCAGCAGACAGGCUACACGUCCAAGAGCCAUCCUUCGCCCAAACCAACCAACUCGUCUCCACGGUCAUGUCUGCCAGUACGACUACCCUCAGAUACCCAGGGUACAUGCAUAACGACCUUGUCAGCAUACUAGCGUCACUAAUACCUACUCCCCGCUGCCACUUCCUUAUGACCGCCUACACCCCAUUCACAGGUGACCAGGUAGAGCAAGCGAAGACGGUACGCAAGACGACAGUGCUCGACGUCAUGAGGCGGCUGCUUCAGCCCAAGAACCGCAUGGUCUCGACAGUCCCCGGAAAGAAGAGCUGCUACAUCUCGAUAUUGAACGUGAUCCAAGGAGAGGUUGACCCGACCGAUGUCCAUAAGAGUCUCCUACGUAUUCGAGAACGACGCCUCGCCACCUUUAUCCCUUGGGGUCCGGCAAGCAUCCAGGUGGCCCUAACUAGGCGCAGCCCGUAUAUUCCAAUGAGCCACCGUGUCAGUGGCCUGAUGCUUGCCAACCAUACCAGCAUUGCCACACUCUUCAGACGAAUAGUCAAGCAGUACGAUGGCAUGAGGAAACGAAACGCCUUCAUGGAAGGAUACAAGAAGACGGCACCCUUCGCAGAGAACCUAAACGAAUUCGAUGAAGCGCGAGAAGUCGUCACCGACCUCAUUGCCGAGUACGAGUCGGCCGAAAAUGCCGAUUACCUUAACCCAGAAACAGGAGACAAGGCCACUUCGGCGGAGACGGAUAAGCGUAUGGCAUGA